AUGUCGGGGAAAACAAAAUGGAGUUUGCCCGAUGCUGAAAAUACAUUUAGGUAGGUGCCAGACUGGACUGUCAGGGGGGAAAGCUAAUCACUCUGUGACCAAGAGGGCAGUGUUUGUGUCUGUUUAAGUAAUCAGAGGCUUGGUAGGUGCACGCAAAAGAUUUCAAGGACAGUUUGGUGCCCAUAGGCACCACGUUGGCAACCCCAAGAUUCCCUGCAGCUUCCUAGAGAUUGACUUUAGGUGGCCUGCAAGAUUCCUUACUCUCCAGUGCUGCUUCCCAGAGUUAGCUCCACUGAACCUAAUAAGCCUUUCUUCUGAACGGACAUUAGGAUUGCACUGGUUAUGGAGAACAAGGCUCUCAACUGCUACUAGUCACAAUGGUUAUAUGUUCUUCCUCCACUGCCAGGGACAUUAGGCUUCUGAAUGCCAGUCUGCUGGGAACUGCGAGUGGGCAGAGCACUCUUGGGCUCACAUCCUGCCUGCUAGGGUUGAUCUACUAUGAAACGAAGAUUAAGCUUCAGGGCCCCUAAUCCUGGAGGGGCCCCAGAAGCAAAUUUAGUCCACGAUGGGUCUUGUUGACCCAAUUUGAGUCGCAUGACUAACAUGGAUUUUUGUUGUUGCCUAAGGUCGGCAGUUCGAAUCCCCGCGACGGGGUGAGCUCCGUUGCUCAGUCCCUGCUCCUGCCAACCUAGCAGCUCAAAAGCACACCAGUGCAAGUAGAUAAAUAGGUACCGCUCCGGCGGGAAGGUAAACGGCAUUUCCGUGCACUGCUCUGGUCCGCCAGAAGCGGCUUAGUCAUGCUGGCCUCAUGACUUGGAAGCUGUAUGCCGGAUCCCUUGGCCAGUAAAGCGAGAUGAGCGCCGCAACCCCAGAGUCGGUCAUGACUGGACCUAAUGGUCAGGGGUCAGCAGCAGAGAAGUUGCAAAGUGUGGUGAUCUAUCAUGGAACAACCCCAUUGAAGAAAGGCUAACCCAGACCUCCUUGCUGGUUGCAAAAGGGGGGCAUAACAGUUCAGCCCCCCCAGUAUAGGUCUGCUACUGUGCCCUGCUUCCCACACAAGGGUGCCAACUUGAAUAAAAUAUUGGAGGGGGGGAGGUACACCCUGUCCCAGAUAAUCACGUGACACCCCCCCAUUUGAAUGCCCAUCAACUCAAAUAUUGGGGGGGCGGGCAAAGGGACCUCGGCCCCUAGGAGUUGGCUCAUAUGUUCCCACAGGAGCAGGCGAGCAGGACGCCGGCCUAGACGGCUCCAGACGAUUCCAUCAUCUCCAGGUGAGGAGGCUGCGGCGAGCGCGCGGCGUUUCCUCGCAGCACCUGGCGGAGCAGCAGCAGCAGCGACCAUUCGGCGCCUGCCGCCUCCGCCGCCACGCAGCCGGCAGCCCCUUCUGCGCCGCCCCCGGGAGACCCGGCGGCCACACGGCGCGGGAGACUCCGGGGCCCGCGUCGUCAGCCCUGCUCCGCCGCCUCCGUGUCCUCGCGAGGGAGACGGCGGGCGCGCGGGCGCGGGCACACACACGCUCUCUCGCUGCCCGGAGGAAAAGCGCCUCAUAAGGAGCCGAGGCAGCGGGGAGAGGGGAGGAGAGCCACCGCGGCUGGCGGCCAACAGGUAAGGAAGGCAGUGGCGGCUGCGUUUUGGCGCGCCGGGCUGAGCGAGGAGAGCGUCGUGCUGGAGGCGCCCGCUUGGCUCUUCCCCAGUCCGGCUGCCCCCCAGCCAGGGGAAGGCUGCGGCGGGGCGCCCUGCUCCCUGGACGAGGGCAGCCUGUGGCGCUGCCCCUCACUGGAGGCUUCCUGCGUCGAGGCGAGCAAGUGCCUGCUAAGUAGGACUUGGGGUGCAGAUACGUGUAUGUAUGUAUGUGUUUGUUUGUGAGAGAGAGUCGGCGUGCGCGCGCUAUGGGCGCGCGAGACCCUGCUGCUGCUGCAAAGCCAGAGCUUGGGUGCUUGCUGUGUUUCUGCCUAGUUGGUAUUAUCUCCUGUCUUCGCCACCCGCGCCCCAAAAUAAUAACCCGUGCUAUCUUGUAAUUGAGAUGCAUGCAAUAUCCUCAGUCUGCAUUGCACCUGCAGCAAGUUAGCAAAAUCCCUGCCUGGGUGGCUGGAUCGAUUGCAGCGUCGGGAGGCUUGGGGACAGCCUUUAUUUAUGUCUGUGUGUGUAUGCGUGGCUGUUUGUUCGGCUUUUGUUUUUUCCCCUUCUUCGGUGUAUGCAUGUAAACAUGCCAAGGGAACCUUAGGAAGAAAGUUGUGGCGAGCAGCCUUGAUGCUCUUCCAUUCAUAUCUUCCUAACUUCUGCCUUUUUUUCCAGCUCAGUGAGUCUACUCUAUAUUUAUCUGUGACGUUGGGGUGAUGUCAUAUGUGUCAUGUUGGUUUAUACUGCGUUUAUAUAUGCUGCCUUGGUGAUACAAGCAAUUUUUUUUAAUAUAAAAAACGUGUUUUGUCUGCAGAUAGAAAGUUCUGCAGUGGCUGGUCACUAGAAACUUUACUUCAUUUAAGGUGGCAGAUUCUCCUCCUCCAAAUGACUUGGGGAAAUGUGAUGCUUGCUCAAAGUUAUAUGGCUGCUGUGUAUGUCAAAGUGAGCCUCACUGGGUUCAGUGGAACUUAGCAUAGCAUAGCACUGGAGCCUACCAUUACAGUCUGCACAAUUCAACUUUGAUUGUACAUUUUCCAGAGGACCUAGGCUAUUGGGUGACUAACAAAUAUAUUAAAAAAUGGGUCUCACUGAGAAUUGGACUGCAGCCCUAUACAGACUAAUCUAGCAGUAUGUAUAAAUGAACUCAGUGGGACUUUCAGUCUGAAUCAGAAGUAUAUACAUUUAUGCACAAUUUGUGUUUUAUGCUAGUAAAAAAUAAAAAAGAAGGAUCCUUAUUUAAGAUAUUUAAAUUGUUGGUUUCUAAAAGGUGAUGCACCUGCUAGCUUUCUUUGCACUGUUAAAAUUCUGUGAGGUUGAAUUCAGUUUUGGUUUUUAAGUGUUCUUGCAACACUAAGAAAACAAACAAUGGGUUUGAAUUCAGACUAAUGCUUUAAUCCUGACCCCAUUUAUCUGAGGGUAAGCCUCAUUGAAUUCAUUUGGUGAGCAUGCUUUAGGCUCCGCUGUAAGUAGUCCGAUUUGGGGCCCUGUUGACAGUGAAACCUAAGCGCAACAGAGGUAGGGUUUAUAGGGUUUACUGUAGCUUUCAGUGUGAUUCUAUCAGUAUUUACUUCAAAGUAAGUCCUGUGGAUUUCCCUCAAGCUUAUUUCCAAAGAAGUGUACCUACAACUGCUGACCAGGUCUGGUUUUGACUUAAUAUUUCAGUCAUCUUUUAAGUAGAAUUUACCUAUGAAAACGUGCAACUGGAAUGUAUUAUGAAACCAUGAAGCAGAGGACAGUGCUGUUUCUGAAGGGCAGCACAGAAACAGAUUUUCUGCUCAUGGGUUCUGGACUGCACUGGUUUUAAGCAACUGGUGUUUCUUCUCCUGCCUCCUGUGCACCCCUCCCAGACAACUCCAUAGUGAUGAAAUGUGGAUGCCUUGAUUCCUUCCUUUCUGACGUCUCUGAUUAUCGCUUUUUUUGGAAGGGAUAGUUUAGAGGCCCUCUUCUCCAUCCAACUGAAAGGGUGAUAAAUGUUGUAUAGCAACUGAUUAAAAAUAUCUUCCACGCCAACUAGAUUAAGAACAUAGGAACUAAAUUAUCCAAACCACUGGUCCAUGACCAUCUAACUCAUUAUAGUAGAAAAUGACUUGCAGUGACUCUCUGAGAUUUUGGAUAAGGUCUCUAAGCUGUACCUGGAGAAGCCAGGGGCUGGACCUGGGAACUUUUGCACGCAAAGCAGAUAUUCCACCACCAGGCUAUGGUCCUUACCCUAAAAGAAUUAGGUCGGCAUUUAUCAGUAUCUUAAAUUAUUGUUUAAUUACAUUUUGUAAAAAUGUGAUUUUAGAUAUAGUAAACCCACCUCACAGUGGCCUCAGUUUUGUGUUCUAAAAUCAAUAUCUGCCCAGUGUGAGCUUAGAAUCAUAGAAUUGUAGAAGUGGAAGGCAUCCCAAGGGUCAUCUAGUCCAACCCCCUGCAAAAUGGUUAUGUGCUUUGCAUUUUGUGAAAUGCCAACUCGGAAAUUCUGGUGUGUCUAGCCUUCCAAAAAUAGCAUAUGUAAACUGACAGCACCCCUGAGCGAUGUUUCUGUUCUUUAAAAAAUAUUUCUGAGCUUCAUAGUGUUGGUGACUCCAAGCACGGGUGAUUAAAAUGAGGUGCUUAUAACUUUCCAUAGCCAGUAUGGAACAUAUUGUGAUAACUCUGUGUGAUGCUUAGUUCCUCUUUAAAUUGUCUGAAGAUUUUAUAAUUGUGUGCUGUGUUAAACACAUGUGCUCCAAGUUAGUAACAUACAAGUUUUUAAUACAGCUGUGUUUAGCAGCUAUUUAUUUCUGUGUCAUGUUGCUUUAAUUAAUGCAAAUCGGCACACUGUGGUGAAAGGCAUCAAUAUUUCCAUAGUCAGUUCACAUGAACCAAUGCAUGUGAAGAUUUUUACGCUCUUAGUUCAUGCAUAUAGUGCGUUCAUUCCCUGAUAGAAACGUGUACUGAAAUACUUGCCUAGUCAGAAGCAACUAAAACUGUACAUUUCUUCAUUUACCAGUAAUGGCUAACAUUGUACAACACUUACACCACAAGCCUAUGAAUGUCUACUCUGAAGUAAGCUCUGCUGAGUUCAAAUGGGGUUUACCCCCAGGAAAGUUUGCAUCAGAUUGUACUGUAGCCUUUAAAAUGCAGCCUUCAGCAAUACUUUCUGCAUAUGUUGUCUGAAACAAUGGCAGCAUCCCAGUAUGGCCCCUGAACUCUCCUAAGGACAUAAGAACAGCCAUGCUGGCUCAGACCAAACAGUCAUAUAGUUCAGCAUCCUGUUUCUCAAACACCCUGUUCCAACUCUGCCCCAAAAGCAGGAUACCAGGACAAUAGCACUCUCCUGCUGUUCCCCAAUAAGUGGUAUUCUAAGGCUUACUCCCUCUGAUCCUGGAGGUAGUAUAUAGUCAUCUUGACUAGUAUCCAAUGAUACCAUUAUCAUUCACAAUGUUUUCUAAUUUCUUUUUAAAGCCAUCUAGGUUAAGUAUGAAUCAUAAGGCUUGACGGGACCACAAGGAUCAUCUAGUCCAACCUCCCUGCAAUGCAGGAAUCUUUCACCCAAUGUGGGGCUCGAACCCACAACCCUGAGAUUAAAGAGUCUCAUGCUCUGUGGUUGAUGGCCACCAUCGUAUCUUGUGGUACUAAACUCCAUAGUUGAACUAUGCAUUGUGUACAGGGUAUUUCAUUUUGUCUGUCCAGCAAUUACAGAUUCACUGGUUGACCAUGGGUUUUUGUGUUACGAGAGAGGGAUAAUUUUUGUCUCUCUAUCUGCUGGCUCCACACCCUGCAUAAUUCUAUUGUUGUUGUUUCUUCCACCCCAUUUGCCUGCCUUUUUUCUCAGCUCCAAAUGUAACCAUGCCCUUUGGAGAGUUCUUUGGUCCUCUAAUCACUUUUGGUUGCCCUUUUCUGCCCUUUUCCCAGCUCUAUAUUCUUUUGAAAUGCAAUGUCCAGAACAUAAUACACUGAGUGUGGUCCCAGCAUAGAUUUGUUGGCCCUUUCCUAAUCAUCCCCAGUACAAAAUUCACCUUUUCCCCCCAGCAGUUGCACACAGGGUUGGCAUUUUUAUUGUGCCCAUGAGAUGUCUUUCCCAGUUGCUUACAGCAAGCUCAGAUCCUAUCUAUAUAUAUGUAGAGUUUGGAUUUUUAUUUUUUAUUUUUUUGGCUCCAGUUUCUCCGUUGGCUACUCGGAACAGCAUUUGCUGCUUUAAUGCCGUUCAAUUUGGAAAUAACCUUCUGAAGCUGUUCAAAAUCUCUUUCUAUUUUCACCACCCUGAAUAAUUUGGGCUGUGUAUGCAUUAGCAUUUACUCUGCCUCCAGUGUGCUCCCACCACUAGUCUUUGAAGCUGUGAAUACAGAGCCGGCCUGCCUAUGAGGCAGAGUGAAGCAGCUGCCUCAGGCAGCAGAAGCACAAGAUCCAGCGCCCCGUCUGUCCCACCACUUUUGCCAGUGGCGGAACACUCUUUGGGAGCGCUGCUUUGCUGCUCAUAUUCUCUCCCCCCCCCCAUUCUGCGUCAAAGCACUGCAGAAUACUCCCCCAGGGGGUGUGCUCUGGCAUGCAGCCUAAAUGGGGUCAGGGCUUGGGGGGCAGGGAGCAGCACAUUCAGAUAGUGAAGGAGGAUGGGCUGCUUCUGUAGGUACACAAACAUGAAAUAUCCUGUUGUUUCCUGAUAAAUACUCCUGCUUGAUGCAUUUCAAAACAGUUUCCAUCCAAUUUUAAAAUGUAUGCCACCUUCACUUCAUAGUUAACCGAAGUGUGUACAUUUGAGAGAUCCUCUCUGGUUUGUACAGCAAUGUGCAACAGUGGUUUGAAGUGCAGCAGGGAUAAGCAACCUUGCUGUGUUUCAAGCUGCUAAUGUGUACCUAGCCUUAGUGUCAUUAGUAAGCUUGACCCAUCUCCGUGCUCACCCAAUCUCAUCUCAUUUAUGAAAAAGUUUGGGAAAGCCAGGGGGUAUUCGGAGACAGUUUGUGAAAUGAGGGUGUGCCUCUUUAAUCAAAAUCCUACUGGGCACACCCACGUUUUUGGACAUGCUUGAGGUAUAUUUUUACAAAGGUUGUAUGCUACCCCCAAUCUCUGCCGAGUGGUGCAUGUGAUUGCAGGGGGCUUCCAGGCGCUCACAUGGGGGCUGUGUUCCCUUUGAGAAGCAAGACGCAAUGGAGGCUGUAGUGUCUUUAAGAAAUAUGGUUUAAUUACACAUAUUUGCAUCUGAGUUUAGAUGAAGGGGGUGCAGAUAUUACAGCAUUGUCAUCUCAAGAGCAGCUUGUUCUUCAUAGCAGCCCAACAGAACCAUCCUAAGCAUCAUUCCUUUGAUCCUGCUUCCCAGCCAGCUAUAAUGUUCUGCCCUUCAGCCCUUGUUUUAUGUUCUCCCUUUUUGUUCCUUCUCCUUCCCAGAACACCUAGCCAAGCCCAACACCUCCUCUUCUGCCUGCUCACCCCUUUUACUAAGCCUUGAGUCCAAGAGGCAAACUUUCCUGAGUGGCCUGAGGCCCUGCCCACCACAUUGCCAUCCCUUGUUUUGCACAGACCCAAACACCUUUCUUGAUGAGUAGAUGCCUGGUCAUUGUUUCACAGUGACUUAUGUUCAAUCAGCCCAGCCAGGCUAGUUUGCAUAAGGUAAACCCGGGAAUUUCCAUGGCACAGUUCAGGAGAACUGCAACAGCCUGUAUCUUCUCUUCAGUGUUACAAAUAUGAUCUAGAUGCUACCACUGAUUAAUUCCUAACAUUCACUAACAGACUCUUGUACCCUGGCUAUUGCACUAUCCUCUUCUCAAAAAAAAUCUUCUGACCAAAGAUGCAAUACAAAAAAUAAAGGACAGAAGAAAUCAGAUUUCUGCAAAGAUACAUACAGAAAAGUUAGUAAGGCAUUUGAAAAGAAACCUAGUUUCAGCACAACAUUAGAUCAUUUCCAGGUAAUUCCCAGCUCCCCUGGAAUUUUUCAGGCUUUCCCCUUGGGGUACACUCUGGUCAAUUCAGCAUCCUAAUACAGCUUACCUAUUCACCCACAUUGCCCUAGUGGUGGUUUUCAUAAGCCAGGAUGCAAGCCUUGUUGCCAGUUAUCUCACCUAAAAGCACUUCUCCAUCAUCAUCAUCAUCAUCAUCACAAUCAUUAGUUAUCAGAACAAUUCCUAAACUCCUGUAUCCCAAAGCACUUUUUAAAAACACACACUGGAAAAGCCCCACAAUCUCCAUCGCUGUUCAGUUCUCUGUUCCCCAUGUCAAAAUGUUUACCUCCAGGGAGGAAGAAAGGGCAGUUGUGGGGUACUCCCAUAGAUGUAUUAAAUCGCAGGAAAUAUGGUGGUAAAAGAAGGUCCACGUUGUCAGGAGUUCAGCCUACCCUUGAGUAGGACCCUGGCAGAAACACAUGCCUGACUGGCAUGUUCCCUCCCUCCUGGUUGUUUGUUUGGGAGCUUCAAAAGCUUUCUUCUGCCCAAACAUCACAGUGACCGAUGCCAACAGACAUUGGCACACUUAGGGAUCUGCAGAGUCUUCGCAGCUUUUCAUGACAGACCUCAGCAACUCAGCAUUUUGGCUAAUCUACUUUAUUUACAUAUAAACACACACGGAGCACUGCAACAUGGCUCCCUCUCUCUCUAGCAAAGACAAAGAACAAAGGACAAUAGUCCCACUUCACGGAACACAGUAACACAAACAUCCUGUUUCCGUCACUUCCCACUCUGUGGAGUCAAAACAUAUACCAUCAUGUGAAAGUCAACAAUCCCAUGACUGCAAUCAUGGAGCAGGAAUUCUAACACAUGUAACAUUUGCAAUCAAGGAAGGGGCUGCAAAGGAAAACAUAUGUGGGAAUGUCUGCCACCACCUUUCAUUUCUCCUUCCCCAAGGUAAGGUUUCUAUGAGUUGUGGUUUUUUUUUGUUUGUUUGUUUUUUUACAUUGGGAAAGGGAGAGGAAAUGAAUGGAAAAGAUCAGAGAGGCCUGAUCAUUGUGGGCUGUGCUUGCCACAAUUCAGCUCUCAAGAACUGAUUCAAGAGUGCUUGACUGUUAUGAGAACUCCUCAAUAUGUAGAGGUCUUUACACGCCAAGUUUAUACCUGAUGCCCAAACUUUACAUCUGAUGUCAGAAUUGUUGAGAGGGUCAAAAAUGAAGGAGCUGCUGCAAACAUCUUUUUAAAAAUUAUAGCUGUAUUUCUGUAUACCAUAUGCUGUUAGAAAAAGGUGUUGCUAGGUUUUCAUUUCAUAAUGUCUGAAGAUGAAAUGGCAUCUGUAAAAUAAAUAAAUUGUUAAGUUGGCAAUUGCUCAGAUUAUUGACUUUUUUGAGUAGUUUCUAAUAGCUCAAUACAAACAAAAGAAUUAAUGAAGGCAUUCCACAAGCAGACAAUUUUGUUAGGAGAGAAACAGAGUUGCUUUUUUAAUCCAUAAAAUUGUCUCUGUCCUGCAAAUCUAUCUAAAAUGGUUUUGCAGGACUUAUUUAUUUAUUUCUAAGUAGUAUUUUGCAGUUCAGUUUGGGGAGUGCGUACUUAGGUUUAAGAUAAAGUUUGUGAGCAUUUUUAGUAAUGGUUCCAUAUAUAUGUAAUUACUUUAUUCUCUCUCUCUCUCUCACACACACACACGAUGCUUAAUAUUUAAUUGAGAAUAAAAGGGAACUUAUUAAUAGUUUGUUCUCAUUAGUGCUGCUAUUCAGUGUCAGUUGUUGGCACAUUGUAACUCUCUUUAUUAUGCUGGACAUGAAUGUCCCCAUUCCAUUUUUAAUUAGAGAAAAUCCUGUUCUGUUUGGACAAGUUUAGAGGCCCUGCUUUCAUAUAGUGUUUGUUUUUUUAAAAGAUCGUUUUCAAAAUGUAAGGAUAUUAUGCAGUGUUUUGUAGAAAGUUCUGUAGCUGUGCAUUGGCAAGCUUUUUUUUUUUUUUUUUUGGCUUUUAAAAUCGGUGCAUAUUUACUCAGAAGUAAGUCCUACAGUUACUUGGAAAAAGUAAGAAUAACCACAGUGACCUGCAGUUUAUCUUUUUCUGCAGGGUUUUCUUUUUGGUGUUUUUUAAAACUGAAAUUAGAAACUGCAAAUUACAUUGCGGGAGGGAGAAUCUGUGACUUGCUGUAAAUGUACAAGAGUGAAUGUGACAAAUUUCAUUCAGGGUUUCCAGCAGCCCAGACUGUUGUUUUAAUAUUUCACUUCUACAGCUGUACUGACAGAAUGUUGACUACAUAAGCAAACUUUGAAAUAAUUAAAGCUGUUAUGUUGACAGCUAAGCAGCCAACGUGAUAUGUAUCCUGUGUCCCUAAAGCUGGUCCUAAUAUAUUUGCGAAUAUAUUAUUAAAAAUUGGCUUCCAGCAUUUUGAUACUAUGCAUUUGUCAUAGCUCUCAUUCUGUUGCAAAAAAAAAUGAGAGUCAAUGGAACAUGGUUUCAAAGAGAGCUGAAUCAACACUGUGGCCUGGGUCAUGCAUCUGGCAUCCUUGUGGAAUGUAUGAGGCUGUUGACAGGCUCAUGAGCUGGGGCCCAUGUGGAGAGCCAUGUGGUUCAUGUAAAAAAUGAAUAAUAAUGAUGCAAACAUGCAGAUCCAGGGCACCAUGUUUCAUAAAAACAUACUGUUCUAACUAGCCCUGUAUUUUGUGAUGUUGUACCAAUAUCACCACAACCCAGGCAGGCACAGAAAGCCUUCUGAACACUUUUUUUUAGGCCUUUCUGGACUAUUUUUUUAAGCACAUUGGUUGUGCAAUUCUUGUAUGAGGCCACAACAUCUUUCCUCAAGACAGUUCUCUUGUACUAUAAAUAUCUUACCUUCUGAGCACACAAACAGCAGUUUUCUGUUACUGGUAAAAGGUGAUCAGUUAUUUUCCCCAUGGCUGUUCAAUCUCUUGUGAUCAUGGGUAUUGUGUGGAAGGAGGUAAGUUAAGGAUGUUUGUCAAUGAGUGCCCAUAACAUAACUACAGUAGUGAUGAAUGACACAACUCCCUCCACCCCCAUAUCCUUGUUAUUUUAGUUGUACAUCAUCAAGGGAUGGGAGUGCUGAUUCCAUAUGAAAUACUUACAUGAUUAUUUAACUGCAACCAGGCCACAUAGAAGUCACACAGAGAAAAUAAUAACAAUAACAAUAACAAUAAUAGUAAUAGUAAUAGUAAUAAUUUAUUACUUAUACCCCAACCAUCUGGCUGGGUCUCCCCAGCCACUCUGGGCGGCUUCCAACAGGAGAUUAAAAAUACAUUAAAACAACAGUCAUUAAAAAACUUCCCUAAACAGGGCUACCUUCAGACAUCUUCUAAAUGUCAGAUAGUUGUUUAUUCCUUUGACAUCUGAUGAAGGGUGUUCCACAGGGCAGGAGCCACUACUAAGAAGGCCCUCUGCCUGGUUCCCUGUAACUUUGCUUCUCACAGUGAGGGAACCAUCAGAAGGCCCUCAACACUGGACCUCAGUGUCCGGACUGAACAAUGGGAGUGGAGAUGCUCCUUCAGGUAUACUGGACCGAGGCCAUUUAGAGCUUUAAAGGUCAGCACCAACACUCUGAAUUGUGCUUGGAAACGUACUGGGAGCCAAUGUAGGUCUUUCAGGACUGGUGUUAUGUGGUCUCGGCGGCUGCUCCCAGUCACCAGUCUAGCUGCCACAUUCUGGAUUAACUGUACUUUCCGGGUCACCUUCAAAGGUAGCAUUGCAGUAGUCCAAGCGGGAGAUAACUAGGGUGUGCACCACUCUGGUGAGACAGUUCGUGGGCAGGUAGAGUCUCAGCCUGUGUACCAGAUGGAACUGGUAGAUGGCUGCCCUGGACACAGAAUUGACCUGUGCCUCCAUGGACAGCUGUGAGUCCAAAAUGACUCCCAGACUGCUAACCUGCUCCUUCAGGGGCACAGUUGUCCCAUUCAGGACCAGGGAGUCCCCCACACCCGUCCACCCCUUGUCCCCCCCAAAACAGUACUUCUGUCUUGUAAGGAUUCAGCCUCAAACUGUUAGCCCCCAUCCAUCCUCCAACCACCUCCAGGCACUCACACAGGACCUUCACCGCCUUCACUGGUUCUGAUUUGAAAGAGAGGUAGAGCUCUCUUUCUGACUAGAAAGAGAGGUAAAGUGUUUCUUGCCUAUGGAAAGUUUAUUUUAACAGGAAGAAAACUGCUUGGAGUCUGUUACUUCAUGAGUUUUUUAUGAUACAUUGGUAUAUAAAUAUAUGUAUAAAUAAGUCAUAACUCACUGUUACAUAGUAAGUGUUUGCGGAAUUACAUCUUUCCUAAGUCCUGUACACAAUGGCUUGAUCCACAUUUCUUGGACGAAUGCAUGGGUUGCAAAUUAGUUGUCCACUGGAUUUUGCACUUCUUUGAAUGCCGUGACAGUUCUUGGCAGUUUAAACAAGCAUUUAAAUAUGUAAUUUGAGAGAGAGAAACAUAUAUUUAAGUACAUAUUUAUUUUGUGUUACAUAUGUAUAUGUAUUUUUAAAAUCAGAAAGCAAAUACUUAUAGGUAAAACCAUGCGAAAUGAAAACACAUAUAUUGUCCAUUCCUAAACUGUCUACACAGGAAAGCUAAUUCCUUGCUGAGUUUCCUGGCAGAAGGAGAGGAUGUAAAGCCACUUUUCUCCCAAAUUCUCUGGGUUAGCUUUCUUCCUAAGGUUCCUUGAGCAGUCAACUCCACCCCCGUGUAAAAUUACCAUUCCCCAAUCAUCUCUCCUGUUUUAUCUGAGAGUAAAAUACUCUACUACAGUUCUUAUUUUUGCAAAGAAAUGGUUGCCAUGGGGAAAUAGUCAAGGUGCUCUCCUGAUCCUUUAUUGUAUAUCACAUGAAUAGCUUAAUGCAGUAGAAAGUGACUAAUCCUAGUCAAUUUUCUUCUACGCCUAGUGCAUAAGAGCUGGAAUACAGUCUAUGAUCUUAACAGUUGCAUGUUGGAACUUCUCCUGGAUAGUGUACUGCAGUUUGCAUUGAAGGUGAGGGAUUACCUGUUUGAGUGCAUGUGCAAAAUAUAAGCUGCCUGUUCAUACAAAACAGCAUGUUAGAGAAGGAUUCUAGUUUGGGGUAUGAAGGAAUAAUUUUAAUUGGGAAGAAAAGAAAAUUUCUAAGCUGACACGGGGUCAAUGUCGUAAGCGAGCUUGUUUCUAUUAUAUGCAGGACUUUUCACGCGGCAUUUGUCUUGAAUUGUGCUGAAGCAGAUUCUGCAGCACAGUUUAGAGAAAAUAGGGCUAGCACUUAAAAUGCUUUAAUUGCAAAGAAUAAAAAAACCGUGAAAGUUUACGCAUUGUUGGCAAACAGAUCUUUGGCAAACACAUGACCAUGCCCCCAAUACAGACAAAGUUAGUUGUGCUUAAGUCUGAAAUGAGUGAUGUUUGCCUUUAGGUAAAGGUAAAGGGACCCCUGACCGUUAGGUCCAGUCGUGACCGACUCUGGGGUUGCGGCGCUCAUAUCGCUUUAUUGGCCGAGGGAGCCGGCAUACAGCUUCCAGGUCAUGUGGCCAGAAUGACUAAGCCGCUUCUGGCGAACCAGAGCAGCGCAUGGAAACGCCAUUUACCUUCCCGCCGGAGCGGUACCUAUUUAUCUACUUGCACUUUGACGUGCUUUCGAACUGCUAGGUUGGCAGGAGCAGGGACCAAGCAAUGGGAGCUCACCCCGUUGCGGGGAUUCGAACCGCCUACCUUCUCAUCAACAAGUCCUAGGCUCUGUGGUUUAACCCACAGUGCCACCCGCGUCCCGUGGAUGUUUGCCUUUACCCUCUCUUAAUUGAGCCAUGCCUUUUUAGAUAUGUUCUAGAGCAAGUGAGUAUCGCCCCACCUUAAAUCACAGUCCCAUAGUGUCUGGACUGAAGUAAGUCCCAUUGAAUUCAGUGGAUAUAGGACUGAAGCCCUCAUCAGUUUGUUUUAGCUUUGUGACAUUUUAACUGUCCAUCAUUAAAUGUUCCAUAUUGCACCAAAGGCUGGAAGCACAAAAUCUCAUAUUGGUCUUGCAGAAGCUACUAAGGCAUCACUUGAAAUUAUCAUGAUGGAUCAGUAUGAAUUUCUUUCUUGGUUAAUAUUGCUCAAGAUACCAUUACUGUUUGGUGAGCUUUUCUUGUCUCUGUGAUGAGAAAAAUAAACUUGACGGAUGAUCCAGUAUUUGAAAUGCACAAGAUUGAAUUCUUACUUCAGCGUGGAUGAACAUAAGGUCACAGGCAUGCUUUUUGUCAUUGACAACACAGGAAGAAAAUCUGAAAGCUCUCCAAACAGAAUUUUGUGGCUCUUAAAAUUGCAGUGAUAAUUCUUUUAGACGAAAAUAUUCCUUAUGGUCACAUACAAAAUGGACAUAUAAAUGAAAAAUGGUGAAUAUAACCAGGCUAUAAUAGCAGUAUGCAUCUAUGGGAAUUGUUAUCUUUUCUAUAUUCAAAGUUUAGACACUUAACAAGCGAUUAAAGUUUUAAAUUAGAACCAGCUAUUAACAGUGACUGCAUUUUUACAUGUUCUACAUUUGUUUUGACAAGGGGUUGUUGCAUAACUGUGAUAGGAUAGUCCAUGUAAAAGGAAUGAAACUCAGGGAUUAAGAGAGAGUUCUUAUUUUUGCAUUCCCCACCCCACCCUGCAAGAUAGUUGAGUUCCCCAAAUAUAUGCUGCAUGUACUGUUGCUGCCAAUAUCUUCUGGUUGAUGAAUUUUAGUUGGAUACCUAGCUUGCCUUACUAGUCAAACCGUACACCUACACCAAUCCUGCAGUCCUGCAAAGCUUCUGUUAAAACUGUUCUAUGCAGCUGAACAGAAAGCAUUCACCUCCUUGACUUGUUUGAUGGAAGAGAGGCAAGGCCCAUCUAAGACAUUCUGCUAAAAAGUUGUAAGACAUUCUGAAGGAAAGGACAAAUGAUGUCUCCUGCCCCAUUUGUCACAUACAGAAGCUGACUGGAAUGGCUGUGAACUUUACUUCACAGCUGGUGAUGGGAGAGCAACCGUUAUUGCACCUGAGUCAUGCAGGCCACAACACACAUCCACAACACACAUGUAAAGCACAUGUUUCCCUCCAGUCAAAGAAUGUCGGGAAUUGUAGUUUUCCCCUUGUAGAGCUACAAUUCCCAGCAACCCUUAACAAAAUGCAGGCUCCAAGGUUCAUUGUGAGAAGCAGUGUGGUUCAAAUAUGCUUAAAUUGCGGGGCUUAUUUCCAGCCAGAACUUGCCGGAACUUUGUUUUGGCACCUCUCAUGUGGCUGCCAUUGCCCUUAUAAGAGAACAAGGGAGGCGUUCAUGGUGAGUUCCGGCACCUCUUUUUCUAGAAAAAAUAAGGUAAAGGGACCCCUGACCAUUAGGUCCCGUCAUGACCGACUCUGGGGUUGUGGCGCUCAUCUCGCUUUAUUGGCCGAGGGAGCCGGCGUACAGCUUCCAGGUCAUGUGGCCAGAAUGACUAAGCCGCUUCUGGCGAACCAGAGCAGCGCAUGGAAACACCGUUUACCUUCCCGCCAGAGUGGUACCUAUUUAUCUACUUGUACUUUGAUGUGCUUUCGACUGCUAGGUUGCCAGGAGCAGGGACCGAGCAAUGGGAGCUCACCCCGUCACGGGGAUUCGAACCGCCGACCUUCUGAUCGGCAAGUCCUAGGCUCUGUGGUUUAACCCACAGCGCCACCCGCGUCCCUUUCUAGAAAAAUAGCACUGUUUAAAUGUAUGGAGUGAGUAUUAGAGGCAGGUUAUGUGGCAUACACAUCUCCAAGAGAGGAAAACAACUGGGGGAUUCAGAAAGAACAGCUGGGUAGACCACCACUGCUGUCCUCUUCCCUCCCAGAGCCCACUAGCUGAGGCAGAUGCCCCACUCUGCCAAACUGGCCCUGAGAAAACAGUGACCGUGUAGAAUUAAGAAAGGCUAUAUCUGGAUAACUUUGAGGUAUUAGUCAUUGCAUCUAGUAGGUCCUGACCUAGUGACUGUGGCUGUAAUCUUCAGAUAUACGUGCCAAUGGAACAGUACACAGUCUCUCUUGCAUAAGCUGUUCUGUAACUGCUGUCAUGGUGGGCCUGCAGCAAAAGUGAAAGCAAAUUAAUUGUAAUUCAAAUGACCAUACAAGAAGUAAAAACAGUUGUGUGUGUUGUUGUUUUUUAAACAAGCCCAUAGCUCAGGUGAAACAAAUAUAAUGCAGGAACAGGUUAAAAGACUCAAGGUGGUGGUGGGGAGAUAUUUCCCUGGAGUUGAAAUGACAUCAAGCUAGGCUCCAGAUACGUUUCUCUGAAGUUGGCAUUUUGUAGCCACCAUUCAAAGGGCUGCCUCCCGAGUUGCCAUUUCUCACACUUUACCUGGCAGGGGCACUCUUGGAAUUCCCUCUUGCUUGCUUUGAAAAGAAGGUGUCUGGUUUUGUCCCAGAUUUUGUAUCUGCACCAGUCCUAAAUAUGGUUAAUGCUAACCAUCUUAACUAGGCAUAGGCAGACUCGGCCCUCCAGCUGUUUUGGGACUACAACUCCCAUCAUCCCUAGCUAACAAGACCAGUGGUCAGGGAUGAUGGGAAUUGUAGUUCCAAAACAGCUGGAGGGCCGAGUUUGCCUAUGCCUGAUCUUAACCAUGGUUUGCACGCCUUGAUGACCGUUAACAAUGGUUAGUUUUGAUGCAGAUGUAAUGUGAGAAUCCAGGGGUAGCCAACACAUGGUAUCCUUCAAAUGCUCACAGAAUCGCAGGCGGUAGAGUUGGAAGGGACAACAAGAGUCAUCUAGUCCACCCCUCUGCAAUGCAGGAAUCUUUCACCCUAUGUGGGGCUUAAACCCACAACCCUGAGAUUAAGAGUCUUGUGAUCUACAGUUCCUGUCAGCCCCAGGAUGUAAAACCAGGGAUUGUGGAUGCUGCAAUUCACACCAUCUGCAGGGUAUCACAUUUGUUAUCUUUGUGCAAGACUAGGAGAUUGUGCACUAUUUAUCAUGGUGGCAGCGUAUUGUACGGUAUGGAAUGAGUCACAUCCAUGUUAUUCAGAAUGCCAUUUCAUGGACACAAUAUGGAUAUACUCUUCGAAUUUCUGGAAACUGAUUGUCAUAUAAGUGACUCAUGGCACUUAUAAGAGAUGGAUUUGAUUACAAAGAACACUGAUUCUUUCUAUAUGCCCAAGUGAACUUUGGACUUGUGUUUUCAAAGAGCAAUCCCCCAUGUUGCAUUGAAAACUUUGAUUGACACUAAUGAAGUUUUCAAAAGCAAUUUUAGUUAUGGCCUAGGAGCCUGCUGUUCCAAAAGAAGAGAAAAUCAGAAAUUAUGCUUGGCACAUUCAAACACAUCUCUUGGAUCCUGGCCAUUGCGUAUUAUCAGAACUGUAGCAGAAUUUUAUUUAACUAGUUUAAUACUUACAGCAUAAUAACCUGCAAGAUUCCUUUAGAAAUGGAAAGCAUUGUAAAACUAUAGUAUUGCAUAAACCCCAGUUUCCUACUGAAAUCAGUGUAAAAAUAUUUUUAUGCCAUUAUUUAACUUCUGAAUAACUUUUUUCCUGUAUUUAUAGUUCAGCUGCAUGUGUAAUGAAGUUUGAAGUAAUAUAAGAUGUUAAAUAUUUUCAUGAUGAGUGCAGUGUUUAUUGCUUAUUAGAUUAAUGUCAGCUAGAGUUGGGCUGUAAUCCAUGAAUAAAAUCUACAACUUCCAGAAAAAUAUAUAUCUACUUUGUUUCUUAGGGACCGAAGCUGAACUGUUUCACAAGAUCUAUAUAAAUUUUGAAGGAGCUAAUGCAGUCAUUUAUUUUUUGACAAUUAAAAAAGGGCAUGUCUUUAAUCAAGCAAAACUGUAAAUUGAAGCCUGGCAAUUUUUGUUUGGAACUUGUCUGGAGUUUUGUUUCUUAGCCACAAGUAAUUAUAAUUUUCAUGGGUUGAAGUCUGGACAUACACUUUUUUUCUUAUAGAAUACUUUAAACACAUCAACAUAAUUUUGCCUUGAAUUAAAUUAUGUAGUCUAAAAUACCAUGUCUGCAAUGAAAAAGCAUGUGCUACAAUUCCCUUCCUGAAUUCAAAUGGUGUCAAAUAUGCUUGCAUUUGGUUGGACUGUUUCCAGUGACCAGGAUCUAAAGAGCUCCUUUAGCAGCACCCAAGACCUGGUAUACCCAGUGGGCUUUUUCUUCUUCUUUCUAACCUUGGCAUUCAUAGACUCCAGUGCUGUAUCACAACCUACUUUUGAAGUUCCAGGUGAGGUUUGCUGCUGGUCAGACUUCCAUUCAAGAAAAAGAAAUCCAAAUCUCCUUUGGGCACAUGCAACUAGUCAUACAGUUCUCUGGAUCUAGUCCAAUAUUUUUAGGAUUAGGCUGCCAGUAAACUGUUUUGAUUCAUUCCUAGAAAGCACAAUAGGGGGAAAAUGUUUUCCUAUGGUGUGCAAUGAACCUCAUAAUUUCUUGGGCAAAUGAAAAUGAUUCAUGGUGCUGCUGCAUCUGCACUGUGCGUCUUAUCUGGCUGUUUACCAUUUUCUCAUUGACUUGCCUUUGUUCUAAUGGAGUAGAUGCCUGAAAAAAACUGAUAAGUGGAGGUCAGGCUUCAUGCCUUUUUAACACGCCCAGGCUGUGCCGAAAAUUAAAUGAGUCAUCACCGAAAUAUCAAUAGCUGUAGCAAUGCGAGUUGGAAAAUGAUAUAUGCUGUUGUUGCGGUAAGUUGGCAGGUGUUGCAGGCAAAUGGGUGGUACAGAUAUUAGGACCAGGAUCUUUCUAUUUAUCUAGUUCAUUUAAAGGAUUUUCAUCGUGCUCUUCAGCUGCAAAAGGCUCCCAGGGCAACUUACAACAACUAAUACUAAAGACAGUCUAAUGCUUACAGUCUAAAAGACACGACACAAAGGGAAAAGGGACUGUGAGGGGCUUCACCAGGGUGAAGGCUCCAGGUGUAACCAGGUGGGUGGGGAGAUACCACGGGCCAUAAUCAGUUCAGGUAACUAAUCAAAGCUGCAAGGUGCUUUGGGGAUGAGGAUAGGGCGCUGGUCUCUUUGGAUCUGCUUUAUCCAAACCUUAACAGGCCUGAUCCUUGGACUCCUUGGCUUGCUAGCCCGGCACUAGCAUACCCAAAGCUAGCAGAACAACUGCUAUCCCCCCAUCAUCUGCUCUGGCUGGUGUGAGCAAAGCUUAAUAUUUGGCAGUGGGUCAGCCUCUCCGCUCCUCCCUAGCCCCGCUUAGGGCUGUUCGGUUACUCAGUUUAAAAAUGCCACUGGGAACAGAUAAUUGACGCUGGAAGUGCUAAUGAGGAAGGGGGAUUGGUUUUGUACUGAUGGGUGGUUAAGUGUAGCAACCAGUGAAGGCAACCAGUGCUGUUCUCUUUGCUGUAAAGUUACAAAACCGCUCCCAGCAGCUAUAACAGUAUACUGCAUUGAAUCUUUUUCUUUCUUUCUAAAGGCAUAAGCAUAAAAUUUCCCACCUACUGCAUGACUAAUGAAGCUGUAGGCUUAUACAAAGAAGUGUGUUCACAGCUAAUAAAGCUGAAGACCUUUAUUCAGAGCACCCCAGUAUUGGACGUUUCAUUUUCAAUGUUUUCCAACUGAAAAAGAGGAAUAAAAACAAACAUUUUUUUUAUGUCAACUGAUAUUUCAUACAAUUCAUAUUUUUAUGUCUGUGAUAUGAAGAUGCACACACACUUGGGAGAUCUAAGCCCCUGAUGCCCUGUUUUCCUCUAACCCUUUUUAUGCUACUGUGAACCAGUUAGCUACCAGCAUUCAAACUGUAAAGAGCAUUGACAUAAUUUGUAAUAAAAGCAAAGCUGAAGCAUAGGGAAGGUGAAAGAGAAUUGCCAGAAUCUGUAGCUAUUCUGAUCUCGUGGGCAGUUUCUUCCAAAUGUGAUCUUGCACAGUUAAAGCAAACCAACUGAAGGUUCCCUUAUUGGCUUGUUUUUUUCCUUUGCUUUUAAGUGUUGUUUCAGUUCAAGUUAAGGUUGUGCAUCCCUAUCCUAAGCAUUGGUGCCACUAAGGCUGCAAUCCUGUACCACUUACCUGAGAGUAAGCUCUAUUGGAUUCAGCAGGACUUUCUUUUGACAUGCAUAGGAUUGUGUUGUAAAUCUACUUGCAACGCUGUAACAUUCUUUGUAGCAUUGUUGUGCGAUCACAGCCCUGUAAAGUUGGCCCUUACUGUUAUCCCCACAUUCUAGGUUCCUGGCUAAGAGACGGUGACUUCUUUAAGACCUCCUGUUGUGUUUUAUGACUGAGUUGACAUUUGAACCAGCCAUCUUUGGAUUGCUGCUCAUUCUCUUAGCCACUGUGCAACACCAUCUCUGUAUCUAAAUCAACUCUGGCAGCUUUGAGACCAGUGGCUUAAGAAUGUUUUUCACUAUUUUAGAUUUUUAAAAAAUAAUAAUUAUGUGUUUGGAAUCCAUUGGGAGGAAGGGCAGGGUACAAAUUCAAUAAAUAAUUUUUCUCCACCCCCAUCAUUCAGCCCGGACACUGAGGUCCAGCGUCAAAGGCCUUCUGGUGGUUCCCUCACUGCAAGAAGUGAGGUUACAGGGAACCAGGCAGAGGGCCUUCUCGGUAGUGGCGCCCUCUCUGUGGAACGCCCUCCCAUCAGAUGUCAAGGGAAUAAACAACUAUCCGACUUUUAGAAGACAUCUGAAGGCAGCCCUGUUUAGGGAAGUUUUUAAUGUUUGAAGUUUUAUUCUGUUUUUAAUAUUCUGUUGAAAGCUGCCCAGAGUGGCUGAGGAAACCCAGCCAGACAGGCAGGGUAGAAAUAAAUUAUUAUUAUUAUUAUUAUUAUUAUUUUAUUAUUAUUAUUAUUAUUAUUUUAUUAUUAUUAUUAUUAUUAUUAUUAUUAUUAUUAUUAUUCCUACUAUUAUUGCAGCUUUAAACUUGGAAACUAAGACAAUGUUGAUUUAACCUUCUAGAAACAAUAGUCCAUGAUGCUUUAAGGCAGACUGGAUUUCUCCUGGUAUUACCCCUUUUCUGCCCCUUAAAAACAACAGCCACACGCUCAUUAUUUUGUGAAGGAGUAAAAGUAGAAUUUACUUACAUAAAAUGUAAAGCAGCAGUUACAGUAGCAAAAUGAAGGCAGGUUUAUAACUAAUAUCUAAGUUAGAAAAGUACAGAAUCUAAGUUCAAAAUGGUGCCUGAGAUGCAGAGCUCAGACCUGCAUGUGUGGUCAGUUUCAAUGCAUGGUGAAGAAAAAGAGAGAUGCCCAGGCCCAGCUGUAGUGUUAAAGCUUCCUGUCAACACAAACAAAGGAAGUGAUCUCAGAGUUCUCUCGAGCAAAUUUUAUAGGAAAGCUGUGAGUACCUCGGCCCUUUCAUGUGCCUAUCUAGCAAAACAUGAAUGGUUGAUUUGACUGCAAUAAUGUCCCACAUAAAUAAGAAAUAGUGAAUGUUAGGGUUUUCCCCUGUUGUAAUUGUUGGGGGCCUUAUGCCUGUGAUGGCCACCCACUACUCUUUAUCUUCUUCUCCCUCUUACUCUCCAUCCAGACAAUUGACUGAGGUCUGAACUGAUAACUUGCAGAUACUUUUUGUCCUCCUUUCAUCACUUUAUUUGUUUUCAGCCGAGGGCCUUACGCUGUUGCCCUCAGCACUUGAAGCUUGUUUAUUAUAAUUCUACAAGAUUAAUUAGUGUCUAAGUAAUCUUGUGGAAGAAUAAUAAACAGGCCUAUGAUGCUAGGAGCAACAGUUGAUUAAUUCCCAUUCUUUCUUCCAGAACACACACACACACACACACACACACACACACGAACACGUGUUCUUCAACAAAUGGUUUUUUAUGUUAGGCUAAGACCUCCCCCAUCCCAUGUGCAUUGCAUAGUGAAAGCAAGUCCUUUCAUAGAGAUCCCUUUAUUCUUCCAGAAGUGCACAUGCUUUGAGGCAGUGAUGGGGAAUUUGCUUCUAUUUCAGGGCCAUAUUCCCUUCUGGCCAACUUUAUGGGGUCCACAUGGCAUUAGUGGGUAAGUCCAGUGGACAGAACGAACAAUGAAUGUAAAUUGAGCAAGAGAUUUUGUCGGAGUUCAAUGACACGUUCCAACUAGGCAAAAAAACCAACCAAACAAAAAACAGGUGUGUAAGCAGAGCCAGUGGGGGGAGUGACCUGGGGAAGAAUUGCAUUGGAAGAAUUCCAAAUAAAGGGCUAUGGAGGGGGCAAAUUUGGGCCUCAGGCCUGAGGUUCUUCAACUCUGAUGCAAUACGAUCCCAUGGGUGAGUGCCCACCAACAUAUUUGUUUCUGAUUUCUACCAACUGGAGUUUCCAAAGGAUCUUCAGAAGCUGGUCCCAUGCACAGUGCAUUACAGUAAGAGUUUGAGGAAACAAUAUGUAAUGUGCAGGGUUAGAGCUUGUAUGGCCCAUAUGAAAGAAGGAAAGGGGAUCCCAAACAAACAAGCUUUCAACAAUCCAAGCAGAAGUGCAGGUGUAAAGGCAGCUUGUCUUAUCGCUGGUUAAGGAAGGAAAUGGUCCCUAGAUGCACCCAUUGCACUGUGCUUCCCAUUCCAAACAUUGGGAACCCCAAAUCUACUAGGGUCUCUAGUCUGUGGUUGCUUGAAGCGACGAGCAGUGGUACAUAUCCCUAUCUCACCUUUUCUGCCUUCAGUCUGUUCUGUCUAUUCUUUUCAGUGGCAUUUUCUCUUACAAUAGAUACACUAAAAGUUACAGCCAGUAUCUGAAGUAUAUUAUUGUUCCAGUUAUAAAUGUUAUGUAUAAUGAGUGGAUCUGAGAAGAGAGAUCGUAUCUGAGAGAAAACAUUUUUCUUACAAUAGCAGAAUUAAAAAGAUACAGAAUAUGUUUUCAUUAUUAUGCAGGGGCACGUAUACAGAUUACAAUGGAAGACUUUUUGCUGCUUUAUAUUUUAAAUCAGACAUUCUUUCGAAUUACAAUAAAGCAUUUAGAAUUCUGAAAACAAGGUCCUUGAGAUUUUUUGUAGAAAGCUCUUGAAUUAAGUAUUCACUUGUAUGACUCAAAGUAAUAUCAAGUCUGAAAGAUAAUUCGAUUUAGCUUUGUCACCCAAAAGGCACUCCCAACUGGAAAAGGAAGGAGCUUUUGUGUGUCUAGAAUUUUAACUAGCCCAUUUUAAGCAUUUUUAAAAUAAUUAGCAUGGGUGCGGUUUUUUUAGAGAGAAAGACCAAAAAUGUGAAACAUGAAUUGAAAUAUUCACUGCAGUGUUUAAAACAUGAUAUUAAAUACAGUAUGGGCUUUUUAAACCAAGGAAAAUAUACUAGUGGUUGGAUCACAACUUAAUCAUACUCAAGCGUAUAUUCAUUGAAAUAGGUGAGUAAAAUCCCAUUGCUUUCAGUGGGUUUGACUUCAACCCAAAGCCCUUAUUGAGUCUUCCUUUCCUGUAACUCUAGUGGAUCACCUUUCUUAAACACGAGGAGCUCUUUUCAGAUGAUAAGAUAAAUGUGUGGCUGUCAGGUGGUAUUAGGAUUGUGCAUUCUCUUCAUGCAAAACAUCUGAAAGGAGCUUUAUGUUUGUUGAGUUGACUCCUGGUAAUCUUUUGCAGGUGUGUAAGAGUUUUAAAUAUUUUUUCACCUCUCUCCAUUCCUACUAGAAAUCUGUCAAAAGUAUUUGAUUUGUUGUCUUUCUUUCUUCCUUCCUUCCUUCCUUCCUUCCUUCCUUUCUUCCUUUCUUCCUUUCUUCCUUUCUUCGUUUCUUCCUUCCUGCUUCAUGUUGGAAUCUCUUAGUCAUAUAAUGUUCUUCCAAUGUUCUAAGACCUUUUCUCCUUUGCAGUUAAUUUGCCAGAUUUAUCAUUUAAGCUUCCAAUGGUUCUAUUGUUCACUACAUCAUUGACCCAAGCAUUGGCCUUGUUUGGACACAUUGCUGGCUAUAAGCCAUAGUUAGACAAAGUAGUACAUGUAGCUUGAGUACUCCCUGCUGUGCUGCUUCCUUCCUUGAGCAGGAAAACAAAUUAUAUAGUGGCUGGUUUACGGUUAUGUCCUAACACACACCUGUGGUCCUUCUUCCCACCGAACGAACUUUGAUUGAGAAGCCAAAUUUAAGGUAAUACAAAGUCAGCUGCUCAGUGGUUUGUUUUCUUGCCCGAGGAGGGGAGAAACAAAGUGAGAAGGGAUUGAGAGGGGUGCAGAACCAGGCAGCAUGGUUACAGACUAAUUUGGCUAAUAACAUGCUUUAUGGUCAGUGAUAUGUGUAAAUCAUUUAUGUCUAAACAUGUAUAUGGUCAGUGAUGACUAAAAGUGAUGACUGGUUUACACACAGCACCAUCAUUUUAACAGACAAGAGCGUCUGUCCUAUUCCUUUUUCUUUCUCUGAGCUUACAAUAGCUUCUUGAUCAGCUAUUGAUGUGAAUGUUGAUGCUGAUUUGUUGAAAUGAAAUCUCUUUUAUUAAAUUGCUGAAGCAGGCUGUCACUGAACUCUGCACGCUGACAUUAAAGCUCUGGAAUGUAAUAUAAUUAGCAAUCCCAGUAGUAGCUUUAAUAGCAUUAAGUGUUAAGACAACAAUAAAUUACAUGGGACAUCUAUUUAAAAAUAAGCUGGUUUUCAGAAAAAUAAUUCACCGUAACCUGAAAUGAAGCCUCCAUGAUUUUAUUGAAAGUUCCAUUGUGAACUUUUCCUCCUUUGACAUGUUAAUUAACCAGAGAACAUCCUCAAAUUUUAACUGUAGACGAUUGGCAGAAUGAGCUGCACUGACUGUAGAUCUUUCUUUCCCCUUUUUUAUGGCUUGCUGUAAUCAGAGGAGAAGAGGUUUGGGGCACCAGUGAGAGUUGGGUCUACAGCUUCCCAGGGGUGCUAUCUUUGUGCUACUAGCUUUGUACAGUCAGUACAAUAUGUCUCCUUGUUGUGUACAUGCCUGGCAUAGGAGAACAUUCUGUCAGCAUAGUUAUGUUCAGUGCGCACCUGCCUUCCCAUUGUGGAGGUUGCUGGUGGUAGCAGAGGGGGAGAAGGCGGCAGAGAGGUAGCCACAGUGUGAUGAUAAUAGAAUCCUAGGGUUUGAAAGGAUCCUGAGGAUCAUCUAGUCCAAUCCUAUGUAAUGCAGGAAUAUGCAGUUGUCCCGUACGGGGAUUGAACCUGCAACCUUGACAUUAUCAGCACCAUGCUCUAACCAACCGAGCUAUCCAGGUGUGUUGGAUUGACUCCACCACUGUAUCUGUCCCACACUGACCUCCCUACCCCUCUCCCCCUUGGUUGCUGGCAGUGACCUCUACAUUAGAAAGGCAGGUGAGCAGUGCCUCCCCAUCAUACUCUGCCCAGACGACUGCUUUGAGUUAGUAAUAGUGCCAACUUUAAAUAAAUACAGACAGAGACCAGCAAUAAAGCAUUGCAGUGAAUCGCCAGGUCCAUUUCUAUUAAGGACUCCAGCCAGCCCAGGAAUUUUGUAGCGGGGAAAGAGUUAAGUUUAUUCUUGCUGCACCUCCUGAAACCUCCCCAGUGUUGCAUCUAAAGAGCUUAGGUUUGAGGCUAGCUGCUACUCUUGAAACCGGUUAGGGAGUUUUCUGGAGAGGGAGAAAGGGGAGAGAGAGAGAGUAUCCUUUUUAAUUUCCUUCCUCUUGAAAGAAGUGCAGGGCAGGAAAAAGUGUUGUUCAUAAACUCAUGUUGCAUAUCGCUCUCCAGAUUGUGGCUACAGCUGCAAGCAGUCUGGCUUGUUCUCUUUCCACCAACCCACAAUAUGCACUCAUCAUUCCACAGGUCCUUGAGGCAAGUGAGCUUGUCGGGUCAUUUGAAAAAAUUAUAGCAAUUUGCAGGCUAAUGUCCUUUUGUGUACCUGGGUCCCUCGAGUGCGCAGAAACCAUGACCUUAUGAUUAGGUGGCCCUGUUUCACCAGCAAAAUGAUAGGCAAGGGACCACACAAGUUCAUUGUUAGAAGGAUGAUAAUUCUUACCUUGCUGACAUUUUUGUGGCUUAUUUACGGUGCUAGUUAAUAUAGUUUGUAUGUGCAGUUUUCUAUUGUAACCUUUCAAGUUCUAUGUUUUGUAUGCUACCUUGGGCAAUGUUCUAUUUGAAAAGUGAAGGAUAAAUCCAGAAAGUAAUAAGAUGCCUACAUCCACUUUUGGGAGACAACUAGACCACUGGUGAGUUUCAGCAAAAGGACUACCAUCAUGCAAAUAUAUGCUGAAAGAUUAAUAUAUAGGUCCCUAAAUGCAUGUUAAGGGACGCAGGUGGCGCUGUGGGUUAAACCACAUAGCCUAGGACUUGUCGAUCAGAAGGCUGACGGUUCAAAUCCCUGUGAUGGGGUGAGCUCCCAUUGCUCGGUCCCUGCUCCUGCCAACCUAGCAGUUUGAAAGCACGUCAAAGUGCAAGUAGAUAAAUAGGUACCACUCUGGCAGGAAGGUAAACGGCAUUUCCCUGCGCUGCUCUGGUUUGCCAGAAGCAGUUUAGUCAUGCUGGCCACAUGACCUGGAAGCUGCGCCGGCUCCCUCGGCCAAUAAAGUGAGAUGAGCGCCGCAACCCCCAAGUCGGCCACGACUGGACCUAAUGGUCAGGGGUCCCUUUACCUUUACCUAAAUGCAUGUUUGGGUUAAAAGUGGGUCUUGGGUUUGAAAAGGUUGAGGAUACCUGACCUAGACUACUGAACACUAGUAUUAUGUGCUAGUAUGCAUGGGACUGUAGCCAUAGCCGUGGAGUCCCUACGACGGUUACCAGAUGCUCUUCAGUAAACUAACUUUCUUUGUUUUGAUGACAGAGCUCUUGUGCUUUUGUAACAGCAGCAUGGUUGACAGAAAUCCAGCUGGUGAAACUUCCUUAAAAAUGCACCUCUAUGGGACAGAAAGCACCACAAAUGGGAUUUCUGCCUAUUAUGUGACUUUUGCAGAGGCUCAAGAGUCCUCCCAAAGACUUCACUCGUACUCUGUCCCUUGUCUCCAGCCCUGCAAUGGAUGACAUGCAACAUCAUGCUUUAGAAGGGGGGAAUCUUUUGACCAUUAUUGUUCACCAGAAUCCCUUUCCUCUGGAACUAUUACAGUUCAUUUGUUCGUUUACUGCAAUUUUUUUUACAUCUCAAAAUAAUUAACAACUUGGCAUAUGAGGGGAAAAUAUGAUUUAGGAAGCAAAGGUGCCAGCUGAGCUGAGAGAGUGCUUUAUUCUGCUUGCCAACUAAUUAAUGCCAGGUUUAGAUGCUGAAUCCAGAAAAUAAAAGUCUCCAAGGGAACUCCUUCAGUAAUUAUUGACUUUGGUGCAGUAGGAUCCUUGUUUUAAUAAAACAAUUGGGGGAAAGACUAGGAUAAAAGAGGAUGAAAGCUUCUAUUGAGACACAUCCGUAUUACACCUUGAGGGUGAAAAGCUCUAAAAAAGUUUAUUAUAAAGGGAAGUAUUAGGUGGCAUGCUUGGCAUAAGAAUUCCACUGGAACAGCCCUGGAAAAGCAGCACAGAGGUUUGAAGAAGGUUCCUAUCACAACAUGUACCAUUCUAAUUCUUAACCAUCCUUGUCUGGUUUGUAUGUUAUGUAAGCUUUUACUUCUGCUCUGCAAGUUAUUGAGCAGUAUGUCAUGGAUAUUUUCCGGCUCACAUUUUUCUAUGUAAAAAAACUUCCUAUCCUUGUUGAAAGUGUGUUCCCUCCUAACACAUUGCAGAUUUAACUUGCAUUCUUAAACUUUUUUGAAUCUUAAUGGUUGUAUCCGAAGUAGCACUGCCUGAAUGUUCUCUUAGUGCAAAGAUUACCAUGUGUGCAAUAAAUUUUUAAUAUAUGUUUAAAAUGCAUAUUUGAAGUUAUGGAUAUAAGAAGCAUCGGUUUCCAUUCCAACUUGUUUGCUGCAUGUACCAUUGUUUCUGUUCCGCUGCACUUCACUUUCUGAAAAGCUAUGUCAUUCAUCUCGCUGGCCGCUGUGGUGGAAUUUUACAUAAUUAUAGGGAACCCAAUGCAAAUGGGGGGAAAUGUCAUGUAUUGCUUGCAGACUGACAACAAUGAAUGCCAAUCAUAGUUGCUGGAUUGAUUUCUCUUCUAGACAUGGGAUGAGUCAGAGAACAUAGGCAGUUUCUGUUUCUGUCUGAAUUCUUCAACAUCCAUAAUUUGAAGCCCCAAAUAAGUUGUUACGUCAUUUGAUGAGUAUAUAGUAGGGUCCAGUCUUACUGUUGUCCAGAGAUCCUAGUUCCUUCUCAUGCAGUGCGAAACCUGCUUGACAGUCAUAUAUUAGGGUCAAAAUUCCAGCCCUGAUCUUCAGCUGUGUUGACUUCUGAAAAGUGUAACUAAAAAGUGUACCUAAUAAAGCAUAAAACUUUGGAUUGCAACUAACUGCAUAAAGUUUCCCAUGUCUAAAGCUGUUGGUGGUUGUGGAAGACAAAAAUGAUUUGCCAUACUCGUGGAAUGUUUAGGAAUAUUUUAGCAUAUAUCAUCAAAAGCAGCACAUGCACAUUUCUGCAUCUCCUAAUCGUGGCUUUUACUUUUCUUUUAACAGUGUUUUCAUAUACCAUCAGUGCCAGAAGCUUCAGAAAAUUGGCACCAUCUAG
This is a messenger RNA of Podarcis lilfordi (Lilford's wall lizard), 27705 nucleotides long. The record is from the annotation of a GenBank genome assembly. Lineage: Eukaryota; Metazoa; Chordata; Lepidosauria; Squamata; Lacertidae.